This is a messenger RNA of Ipomoea nil (Japanese morning glory), 1921 nucleotides long. RefSeq names its product queuine tRNA-ribosyltransferase catalytic subunit 1-like. Gene Ontology annotation, molecular function: tRNA-guanosine(34) queuine transglycosylase activity. Gene Ontology annotation, cellular component: cytosol. NCBI's taxonomy places the organism in Eukaryota, Viridiplantae, Streptophyta, Magnoliopsida, Solanales, Convolvulaceae. Bases 41 to 1417 code for a protein of 458 amino acids. The record is from RefSeq and is a predicted model, not a curated record. The transcript has 16 exons.
UUGUCAGUUUUGGUGACGCCUCCCAAGACUGCAAUAUAAAAUGGCAAGUAACGUUGACCAUGGCUGGCGCGGGCGCGCUAUGCUAAUUUUAGGGCAUCCAUUAAAGUUUCGAACUCUGAGCACUUCUGCCCUUGGCGGCCGCCGUCUCCGCUUAUAUCCCCGGGGAUAUAGACUGAUGGCGGAGCGCAGCAAGUGUUCAAUGGCUCUUCAGUUUGAGAUUCUUGGGAGGUUCAAUCGUGCCCGAGCUGCUCGUCUCACACUCCCUCAUUAUGUGUGCCAAACACCUCUAUUUAUGCCUGUUGGAACACAAGGGACUAUAAAAGGCUUGACUACCAACCAGCUUGAGGACAUUGGUUGCCAAAUAAUACUUGGAAACACCUACCAUUUGGCUCUACGCCCUACUUCUGAACUUAUUGAUGAGCUGGGGGGACUGCACAAAUUUAUGAACUGGCCAAGGGCUUUGCUGACUGAUUCUGGAGGCUUUCAAAUGGUCUCUUUAUUGCACUUGGCUGAUAUUACUGAAGAAGGUGUAACUUUUCAGUCUCCAGUGGAUGGGAAACCAAUGCUACUCACACCUGAAGAGUCAAUACAAAUACAAAACAGAAUUGGAGCGGAUAUUAUUAUGGCUCUUGAUGAUGUUGUGAGAACCACAAUCACAGGUCCACGAAUUGAGGAAGCAAUGUAUCGAACUCUUCGCUGGAUAGACAGGUGCAUAGCAGCUCACAAAAGACCGCAUGAGCAGAAUUUAUUUGGCAUCGUGCAAGGUGGUUUAGAUCCAGUGUUAAGGGAUAUAUGUGUCAAAGGUCUGGUGGAUCGUAAUUUGCCUGGCUAUGCUAUUGGUGGUCUUGCGGGUGGUGAAGAUAAAGAUUCAUUUUGGCGUGUUGUGGCUCAGUGUACUGCUUCAUUGCCUGAGGACAAACCACGAUAUGUCAUGGGUGUUGGAUACCCUCUAGAUAUUGUAGUUUGCAGUGCUUUGGGUGCUGACAUGUAUGACUGCGUCUAUCCUACUCGCACCGCUCGCUUUGGCACAGCUCUGGUGCCUGAGGGAGUUCUGAAGCUUAAACACCAAGCAAUGGCUAAUGACAUCCGUCCCAUCGAUCCUACAUGUGACUGUAUGGUCUGCAAAAAAUAUACCAGAGCCUAUAUUCAUUCCCUUGUUACAAAAGAUGCCAUGGGUUCUCAACUUUUGUCAUAUCAUAAUUUAUAUUACAUGAUGAAGCUUAGCAGAGAUCUACACUCAUCAAUUGCUCAAGGAUGGUUUCCAAAAUUUGUUUGUGAGUUUCUGCAGAAAAUGUUCCCCAAAGGCGAUGUUCCUGAAUGGGUCUGCAAUGCCAUGGAGGUUGCUGGAAUCGACAUUUCUUCAUGCUGUGCUCCAUUUUCAUCAUCCGAAAUGAAGCCUAGUGAACACAGAGCAUAAGAGGUUGGGGGUGCCAUGGCAUUCUUACAUUGUGACAUGGAAAUAGGCUACUGAUUAUACCCUCUUCUGUUAGAUUUUCCGUCUGAGUUAACAGAGAGAGUUGCACACUAACAAAGGCAGCGAGGUAACAGUUUUGGUUAUCUUCUGACAUAAUUAACCUGACACUGAGGAUAGGAAAAAAUAUAGAUUAAUUUACUGAACUGUACUAGUUCAAAACACAUUAUGCUGUUGGAGUAGUCAACUCAGUUUUGAGACCCACAAAGAUUUAGACUUAUUUCCCAAUCAGAGGACCAUAGGCAUGUACCCUUUGCUUUUUUGAGCUACAUGAGAGCAUGGGUGAUAUUGCAGCAUACAUUUUGUUGUAGUAUGCUGCCACACUAGGAUCACACAUGUCAGGAAUCUUUUGAUGUAACAGAGUUAUACGAAAACAAAUUUUGCACUGUCAAUUUGAUUCUUAGUUCUUACAAAAGGUUUCCUUUCAAUGGGGAAUUGCUUUUUAUACAA